Messenger RNA from Knipowitschia caucasica, 429 nucleotides. The record is from the annotation of a GenBank genome assembly. Lineage: Eukaryota; Metazoa; Chordata; Actinopteri; Gobiiformes; Gobiidae.
AUGUUGUCUGCAUUAUCACUUGAUCAGCUAUCGACAUCCAGAGCGUCCAAUGAAGCUGUGGCCAACAGUGGGUCUGACUCUAGGCUCUCCCUCCUGGUCUCUCCUUCCACCUCCACCUCCUCGGAACAAUUCUCACCAUCACAAGCUUUAUUGGUGUCCAGUAUAAAUGAGCCCGACAUUGAGGGCUGUUACUUGACCGUGCCUCUGCAAGGAAAGUCCUCCACACCGCAGUUCUUUCCUUCAAAUAUGAAGAAGAUUGCCAACUGUGACCAGUCGUACAGUAUCCUGGAUGCCUCGCAGAUCUCCUGGGACAUUUCCCUUAUUAAAUCUGAGAGCCCGAAAGUGGCCAUGGAGCUGAGUGCUUCAGAGUCUACAUGGAGCCCCAAACAAACAUCUUCCCAACAGCCUGAUGCUAGACUCGGUCCUUGA